CCCCGUUGACUGGUUGAAAUUAUUUUGACAAUUUUUUUGUCUUUUUUUUUUGGAAAUGCUUCUUGAACAUUGGGUUGUGGGGAGGUACGGAGGGGAACAUUGCGUGUGGCGCACUCUCUCUCUUGGGGUGAGGUUCUACGAUGCCACUCAAAUGCCCCAGAACUGAGUCUCUACUUUCGUCAAUCCUCUUUGGAUCAAACUUUCGGAGCAGAUGCAUCCGGAUGCACCAGCACACAUAGGUCUUCAUUCGUAAUUCAAUUAAAAAACAGGAGGGGAUAAGCAGUUCACCACUCUCCAGUAGCUUUCAGUUUUGUACUUUUGUGUGCGGCGCGGGCAGGAUCCGCCAAACUAUCGGGGCAGUGAGGGUAAAUCGAAAUAAAAAAAUCCCCCACCCCCCCCAAAAAAGGAUAAAUAAAAAAAAAACUCACUCAAAAGUCCCCACCACGAGUGAGAUAUUUUCUAAAGUGUGAAUGUAUCCCGUGAUUAUCUCAACUCCUCAACUGGAGUCGGUGGCAUCCCGACAAGCUCAUUACCCUCGAUGGCGUGCCUAAAAAUCGCCCCGUACCAUUAAAAACACCUGGAGACACCGAUGCACCUGGUGCCGACGUCCAUCCAACCACCAAAACAACUCUCCAGAGCCCCAGGGUGAGAAGAAUAAAGCGCAGCCUUAGCGACUCCUGGUGAUGCUCCUGAGAUCCCUCAUCCAGUGAAUUCUACUGACCAAAAAAAGAAGAGGAGAGAAAAAAAAUUCCGGAUUUUCUCGAAAGGAGGAACGCGUGGAUCUAUUGCCUCUUGUGCUUGCUCCAUGGCGAUUGUUCCCACUACCCCUGGAACGUUGUCUACGUCACAGCGUAAGGUGGCACUCAGGUGAAUGUGAUACAGAAAAAGAGAGUCAUUUAUUUUUCUUGUUUGUCCGGAGUUGUAGCAACUGUGAGGACAGUGGAAUAAUUUAUUGAAAAUUGAUAAAAAAAAAAAUAAGGAGAAACGAGGUGGAUUGUUGAAUGGUGUAGCUGACCGCGUCACCGCCCAUAUGUGAUGUGUCCAAGUGAAUGAGUAAUCAUGUACUGCCAGGACAAGGGCUCGGCGGCAUCCAAGAGCAAAGAGGGUGGUACUGUGACGAUGCGAGAGAAGAAGGGAGGUGCACUGAGCAGGGUACAAAAAUUGAAGAAACGACUCAGUCACAGCUUCGGGAGACUCUCGAUAUCGAAGGAGGAAGCUGAGGAUGUGGCGAACAGAGGUUCAUUGGCUUACAAUGGCUUCUCGGAAGAGUUCCUAGACCGUUUGGAGCGAAACGGUAACUUACCUGUGGACAAGGAUCGACGUUACGCCAAGUCGAUUACAUCAACAUCUAUAUCCCAUGUCGCAGAGUGGGGUGGUGUGGGUGAUCACGAGAGGGUCCACAGACAGCUGUCAGUAUCGAGUGACUCGAAAUUGCUGGAUGAGGAUAUCAGGGAAGAGGCCAGGGUAAUCCUGAGACCUCGUAAACCCCCAAGACCAAAAUCAGAGGUAUUCCUUGGGCCAGAUCCAGCACCGAGGAGAACCAAGAGAUUUUCAGCCUUCGGUGGUGAUUCACCAUUUGGUAAAUCCGAGGGAUACAUCAAAUUGGAGCAACUCGGUGAGGGUUCAUAUGCCACUGUGUUCAAGGGGUACAGCCAUUUGGCUGAACAGGUCGUUGCACUUAAGGAGAUCAGACUUCAGGAGGAGGAGGGCGCACCAUUUACUGCCAUACGUGAGGCCAGUCUACUCAAAGAGCUCAAACACAGUAACAUCGUCACACUCCACGAUAUCAUUCAUACACGUGAAACACUAACAUUUGUUUUUGAAUUUGUUCACACUGAUCUCUCGCAGUAUAUGGAGAGGUAUGGCAGUGGGGGUGGCGGACUCGAUCCAAGAAAUGUCAAAUUGUUCCUCUUCCAGCUGCUACGGGGACUCGCUUAUUGUCACCGCAGGAAAGUACUACAUCGUGAUGUAAAGCCCCAGAACCUCCUGAUUAGUGAAAUAGGUGAACUUAAACUCGCAGACUUUGGUUUAGCGAGGGCAAAAUCAGUGCCUUCACACACGUACUCCCACGAGGUCGUGACCCUGUGGUACAGGCCACCGGAUGUCCUCCUCGGCUCAACCGAGUACUCGACGUCACUCGAUAUGUGGGGCGUUGGUUGUAUAUUCGUUGAGAUGCUUACUGGUGUACCAACGUUUCCUGGUGUACGGUGUACCUACGAUCAAUUGGAUAAGAUAUUUAAAAUUCUGGGAACACCGACGGAGGAAACGUGGCCAGGGGUCACGCGAUUACAGGGAUACAAGCCACAUCGGUUGGCAUUUUAUCCUCUUAAGAAAUUAGGACUGUCAUUUCCCAGGCUGUAUGACGUGGCGGAGGGUGAUAGCAUGGCUUCGUCACUCCUGCAGCUCAAUCCUGAUGAUCGAAUAGACGCUGAGGAAGCGUUGAAACAUCCGUACUUUGCCUCACUUCCUAAGAAACUCUAUGAGUUGCCUGAUGAGGUCUCGAUAUUCACCGUCGAAGGGAUUUACCUAUUCACUGAGUCUCGACAAACAUACGCCGAUUCGCGUCAUACAGCACUCAAGACCUGAGGUCGAGCAUAAAAAUAAAGGGAACGAAAAUGAGCUGUUCUAAAUGAUUAAAACAUCACGUACAGACUCGACGAAUGAUCGGAUUUUCACAUUGUAAAUGGGUAUCCGUCUAGUUCUCACGAAGGUCGUACGAAUAUCAUUGACAUAUUUUUCAUUUAUCUCCUAUCCGGCUUAUUAAAGAAACAGAAAGAAAAAAUGCAAUUAAAUUGUCCGAUCUCCUCAUAUUUUGUAUUUGAAUAACUAUUCUCGUAGAGAAAACUAAAACGAUGGGUUACUUGUAAUAAUUAGGCCGAGUCAUUAAAUUCGUAGAGUCAUUUUGUAGUGGGAGAUGCGGACAGGUAAAUCAGGUUGAUUAUCAUUAAUAGUGGAGCAAAAAAAAAAAUGGUGAGAAAUGCAUUCGGAAGCUACGCACGCUGGAUUUAGAGCAAAA
Fopius arisanus is the source of this 3016-nucleotide messenger RNA. RefSeq names its product cyclin dependent kinase Eip63E (gene Eip63E). The record is from RefSeq and is a predicted model, not a curated record. Gene Ontology annotation, molecular function: cyclin binding; ATP binding; cyclin-dependent protein serine/threonine kinase activity. Bases 1060 to 2586 code for a protein of 508 amino acids. Gene Ontology annotation, biological process: protein phosphorylation. The transcript has 8 exons. Gene Ontology annotation, cellular component: nucleus; cytosol; cytoplasm. Lineage: Eukaryota; Metazoa; Arthropoda; Insecta; Hymenoptera; Braconidae.